AUGGCUUCAGAAACCGAUUCCAUUCGUAAUACCAUCGCUUACUACGCCAUUGCGUGCGACGACAAAGACUGGGCUUUGUUAGACCUCGUCUUCACCUCCGAUUGCAUUGUCCAAUAUCCAGAGCCACUUGGACCUAUUAGUGGGCUACAAGCAUUGAAAGAAACCCUGGAAAAGACUAUCAGCCACCUAUCAACCCAGCAUGCGUUGUCAACUCAAGUGAUCAGAAUCACAAGUGAUAAGACCGCAGUUGCAACUACCUAUAUCACCGCAUCGCAUCACUUGGCUGAACGCUCGUUUGUUUCCAUGGGAAAGCUGGAAGACGAGCUGAUCAAGGUUGAGGAGGAAGAUGAGGGUUUCGGGUGGCGAAUUGAGGCAAGGACUGUUAAGAUUCAGGGUAUACCGCAGGGUGAUUGGUCUCUCCUUCAAGCACCAGAAAAAUCUUAA
This is a messenger RNA of Fusarium sp. VM40, 444 nucleotides long. Lineage: Eukaryota; Fungi; Ascomycota; Sordariomycetes; Hypocreales; Nectriaceae. The record is from the annotation of a GenBank genome assembly.